Molecule: messenger RNA, 1068 nt
Organism: Cyclocybe aegerita
Lineage: Eukaryota; Fungi; Basidiomycota; Agaricomycetes; Agaricales; Hemipholiotaceae
Source: the annotation of a GenBank genome assembly
AUGCGCCUGUCUCUGGUCUACCUGGGAUUUGUAUCAGUGGCUCUUGCUGCUCGUCCUUUUUUGAAUGAGCCCGACACUGCGAUCGAGGAUGACUUUGGUGAUCUCCCAGCAGGCGUUCUUCCUGACCUAUCCAAGAUCGUCGGCCUGCCCGAUUUUAAUUGGGCUGCCAGACGAUACAUGAACAUCUCUGCCUACACGUUCUACCAAACUGGCUCCGCUGGAGAAUGGUCUUACAGGAACAACUUGGAGGGGGCUGCCGCAGAGAACAUCCUAUAUGUGCCUUCACUAUUUGCAACUCUCUCCAUUGAAGACAUCGCUGCAGCCAAGAACACAAGCCAAGUUAUAUUCCAGCAAGUAUACCUAGAUUCAAACGACACUGCGACCCAACUCCUCUUCAAUCGUAUUGAGAGGUCAGGUGCAAAGGCUAUUGUGUACACCGUGGAUGCUCCAGCGGAUGGAAAUAGACAUCGUGCUGCCCAUUUCGGCGCCAAUUCUAAGCAAGCUGAAUUCCUUCAUGAAGAAUUGGCGUAUACUCUCAUCACCUGGGACAUCUACAAGCAGCUACAAACCAUGACUAUGCUUCCAAUCAUCAUCAAGGGUAUAGGGUCUGUCGAAGACGCACACGCAGCCGUCGCUGCUGGCGCACCUGGUAUAAUUCUGUCAAACCACGGCGGACAGCAGCUGGAUGGCAGCUCAUCAUCGCUGGAGAUCGCGCUAGAGAUUCACAAGGAAGCCCUGGAGGUGUUCACACAGACCGAGGUGUUCGCCGACGGUGGCGUGCGCUAUGGCGCCAACGUCCUCAAGCUGCUGGCAUUGGGCGUACGCGCUGUCAGUAUCGGCCAGCCCUUCAUAUUCUCCAAUGUGUAUGGCAAGGAUGGUGUGGUGCGCGCGAUUCAGUUGUUGAAGUGCGAGAUUGCGGGCGACGCUGCAAAUUUGGGAUUGGGUGAUUUAAAGAAGAUAGAUGCAUCUUACAUUAGUGAAGUGGACGCCAAACCACUGGUACGGCUAAAGGCCACAAAGCAGAUUGAACAUAUCUUGCGAUAUGGUGUACACCAGCCUGGUUUGUAG